UAAAAAAUAAAUGAAAAAUUUGUUAUUAUUUGCCAUUAUAAUGUUGGCCUUAACAGAAGACAUUAAAUGCCCAAUAAAUAUAGAUACAACUGUAUCCUGCACAAAAGAAUAUAUUCCAGUUUGUGGUUACUCUUCUGAAGAUUACGUAAGCAUAUAUUUUAUAUUUGAAGUAACAAGGAACCUUCGAGAAUUCUUGUUUUGCCUGUAGAGCCAAGAAUGUCGUUUAUUACAAAUCAGAACCAUGUCUUGUGUAAAUUGUUUCUCCUUCACCUCCUGAAACAUCUACUUCAACAAAUACUAACAGUAAUUCUUCAACUUCCUCUUCAACUUCAUCUUAAAUUUUUAAAUGUGAUGGACCAAAAGUAGAGAAUCCAAUUUGCCCAGAAUAGUAAAUUUAUUUGUAAUAAUAUUUUAGUUACAAACAAACAUGUGGUCUAUUCAACAGUAACAUUUAAUGUAUCAAGGCUCCUUGUGGAUAAACAUUUAGUAAUGAAUGCUUCGCUUGUGGAAAUGCAAAUGUUGAUACAUAUUUCUUUGGAGAUUGCAAUUAGAUGCCAUAAGAGUAUCUAUAAUAUUAAUUUUAAUCUAGAUAACCUUAACCACAACCUUCAUAGAGUGAUUAUAUUAAGUGUUAAGAACCUAGACCUGAAAUGUGUACUAUGAUUUAUACAGAUACAUGUGCUUUUACUGAGUUUCCAUGUUAUUCAGAUUCAUGUAUGAGUUUGACUGGAAGUGGUUGUUAGGCAUGUUCAAAUAAAAAUGUUGUUGGUUAUGUAUAGUAGUCCUGUUCAAAAUAUUAGUAUAAAUUUCAUUCUAUCUUAAGAUUAAUUUAUCAAUCCAAUUUAGCAGAUGACUCAGGUACUGAAACUAAAGAUUUAACUGGAGGCAAUGUUGAAUAUGAAUGCAGUAUAACCAGACCAACAAAUUGUGAUGAUAAUGUCAAUGAAGUGUGUGCUUCAUAGAAAUGCAAUGAUACUGUUUGCAAAAAAGAAUAUUCGAACGAAUGCUAAGCUUGCUUAGAUUCAUCUACAACUUCUUAUAGUAAAGGAAAAUGUGAUUCAGCUUCAUCAGGAACCAUUCUUGGUCUAGCUAUCCUUAUCAACCUUUUUAUAUGAAGUUUUUUGAAUAUUCAUUUAAUAAAUACAAUAUAUUAAUUUUAAAAUUC
Paramecium sonneborni is the source of this 1165-nucleotide messenger RNA. NCBI's taxonomy places the organism in Eukaryota, Ciliophora, Oligohymenophorea, Peniculida, Parameciidae. The record is from the annotation of a GenBank genome assembly.